Messenger RNA from Ictalurus punctatus (channel catfish), 2675 nucleotides. It is a transcript of the gene foxb2, whose product is annotated as forkhead box B2. The transcript has a single exon. The record is from RefSeq and is a predicted model, not a curated record. Gene Ontology annotation, molecular function: DNA-binding transcription factor activity, RNA polymerase II-specific; RNA polymerase II cis-regulatory region sequence-specific DNA binding. Lineage: Eukaryota; Metazoa; Chordata; Actinopteri; Siluriformes; Ictaluridae. Gene Ontology annotation, biological process: regulation of transcription by RNA polymerase II; cell differentiation; anatomical structure morphogenesis. Bases 803 to 1735 code for a protein of 310 amino acids.
AGAAUAUACUAUGACGCUUAUCUUAUAGCCUAUAUCAAACAAUGUUAGUAUAUGAUUUGUGCAACAAAAACAACAACAACAACAAAAAACAAAAAAAAAACUGUUUAGUUAUAUUAUUCACGCCAUGAUUUAACCCGAGGCGCAUUAACAUUAUUAGACUCGUGAUUUGCCGGCGCGCUUAAAACGCCCUCUGAUUGGCACAGAUGAAGUUGCCUAUAAGUGCGUAUAAAUUUGGUUCCUCCCUCUAUCCCCCCCUCCCACCCCCUUGACUCUCAGGGGGUCGGAACCUCCAAUAUUCUUACGAAAAGGGUCGUGGAGCGACGAGCGCAUAAAAAGUCGGGCUGUGGUGAUGCUGCAGCUCGGCGUUAGUGCAGCUCCGGUCACUUGGCACGCUUUGAGAGAGGACGCAUGAACCCAUGGCGCACAAGGUAACUUUUAAAAGUCUUUCAAAUAGCGACCGCGUGCGUCAUUUUUUUCUUCGCUUUUAACACGCGGCUUAUGAUUCAGUCUGAUCGUUAUUUUAUUUCAGAUUUUUUUUCUUUUUCUUUUCUUUCUUUCUUUCUUUUUUUUUUUUUUUACACGUUUGUUGAUCUGAUUUUCUGAUUGAAACCAGAAAUAGAUCUAGGCGCUAAAUAAAUAAAUAAAUGAAUAAAUAAACAGGCCAGACAUAUAGUAGAUGCACUGGACCUGAUGAUGGACGUCUUUUUUUUCCAACGGGAAGAUUUCUCAGAAUAGAUAGGCUAACUCACUGACAUUGCUUAGCUCAGAUAUUCUGAAAAGAAACACAAGAUCGCUCAAAGCCAUGCCUCGGCCAGGCAAGAACUCCUACAGUGACCAGAAACCUCCUUACUCCUACAUCUCUCUGACUGCCAUGGCCAUCCAGAACUCCUCAGAGAAGAUGCUCCCUCUAAGCGACAUCUACAAAUUCAUCAUGGACCGCUUCCCGUACUACCGCGAGAACACGCAGCGCUGGCAGAACUCACUCCGUCACAACCUGUCCUUCAACGACUGCUUCAUCAAGAUCCCACGGCGCCCUGACCAGCCUGGCAAGGGCAGUUUCUGGGCACUGCACCCGGACUGUGGGGACAUGUUCGAGAACGGCAGUUUCCUGCGUCGUCGCAAGCGCUUCAAGGUGCUCCGUAUGGAGCACCCCGCCUGUAAGAGUGCCCCCAUCCUUCACCCGUACCACCCUCACGGCCAGCAUCAUCACCCACAUCAUGCGCACCAGCACGCAAACAAGCUUAGUAUGGGGCACCCUGACUACCUGGGCACAGUAGGGCGCCUGUCCCACUUCCAGAGCUAUGCAUUGGGAGGUGGGCAGAGCGGAGGCUUUAAACACCCAUUUGCAAUUGAGAGCCUGAUCGGACGAGACUACAAGGGUGUAAUGGCGGGUGGGCUGCCCAUCGCCUCUGUCAUGCAUCACCUGGGCUACUCAGUACCCAGCGUGGUCAACUCCGUCUGGCCACAUGUCGGUGUGCUCUCUGAAUCGACCCCUGUCUCAUCUGAGUACCCGCCAUUUGGGGUAGCAGUCAAGGGACUGUACCACCACACGGGAAGCCCUAACAUGCCUGCUGUGCCUGUUCCCAUUAAGCCCACACCGACACUAGGUGCUGUGCCAUCUCUGACAGGCCUGGCACCAGGGGCAGCUCAGCUCUGCACCCGGAUGGACAGAGAAGCGACAGAUCUGAUGGAGGACAAAACCGGAGCUCUUCAUCCCUCUCUGCUGCAGUCCUGAAAUGAAAGCGAUACAGUAAGAGUGUCGUGAUGUGAGGGUACGUACAGCUGCAUGCUUUGGACACUAUUCCAUACAAGUAACCACAAGAGACUAAUAAAGAUCUCAUGGAGCGUGACAUUUUGCUUUCUUUAAUUGUAAACUUAGAUGCUUCUUAGGUGCUGAUAACUGCAUUGUAUCUCUCUCUCUCUCUCUCUCUCUCUCUCUCUCUCUCUCUUUCUCUUCUGUAUAAAAUACAUACUGUUUCAUUUGCAUCUUGCACUUCUCUUGCAAAACGUAGGUAGGCUGUUUGCAGGUAGGCUCUGUAUGUGUAGUAACAAUCAUGAUUAAACACGACAAAACUUUGUCAGUGUUUGCUGAGAAUUUUUUUUUUUUGUAUCAUUUAUAAAUUGAAGGAGCCUGAUUUAGGCUGUACCCUUUGACUCUGCUUUUCCUUUGACUCCCUGUUGACUGUAUAAAUGACUUUUGUAUUCUGUAAAUCUGUGCUACUGAAUUGUAUAAAGUCAAAUCGAUUUAACGCAUAUUGAAUCAUAUUUGUACACAUUAUAGCAUGCCUGGCAUGCAUGAUUGCCUUUGUAAAGACGCUCUUCUGGAAUGCACUGUGUUGGGAAGAAAUGCUGUCAUGAAAUGAACCCAAAGUCAAAACGGGACAAUUGGUGUUAAAAAAAAGAAAGAAAAAGAUGUUGAAAUGUUUUAAUGUAUAGAAAUGUUAACUGUUAUGAUGUGCUUACAAACAAGUGAGGACUAUUUUAAUGAGGUCCUUACUCGUUUUAAAUAUGCUUUUCUUCCUACAAACAGCCUUAAUUCCACAGCUAAAUUGAAUUGCCUAAUAUAUGGGGGAAUGGUAUAUUUGUAGUAUAUUUAAUGAUUUAUCAUGGUGAAACUGGAAUAGAUAAGGAACUCAAGCUUUUUGGGGAUAUCAGUAUUCUCCUAAAAUAUUUAU